This is a messenger RNA of Geodia barretti, 639 nucleotides long. The record is from the annotation of a GenBank genome assembly. NCBI's taxonomy places the organism in Eukaryota, Metazoa, Porifera, Demospongiae, Tetractinellida, Geodiidae.
AUGGGCGCCGGAACCAUCCAAGUCCGGGCCCUAGACGGUGUCUCAAUUGAUAUCCACGACGGUGAAUACGUCGCAAUAAUGGGUGCCUCAGGCUCCGGCAAAUCCACCCUCAUGAACAUCAUCGGAUGCCUAGACAUCCCCACAACCGGCACCUACCACAUCGACGGUCAGGCAGUCGAAUCGAUGUCCAACGACCACCUAGCCGACAUCCGCAGCCGAAAAGUCGGCUUCGUUUUCCAGACCCAUAACCUGCUUCCACGCCUUACCGCACUGGCCAACGUCGAACUCCCAAUGAUGUACGGCCACUGGCCCAACCGACGGAAACGCGCCGAAAACGCCCUCACCCUUGUCGGACUUGCCGAUCGCACACACCACAGACCAACCGAACUCUCCGGCGGUCAGCAACAAAGAGUCGGCAUCGCCCGAGCCCUCGUCAAAGAGCCGUCAGUCCUCCUCGCCGAUGAACCCACCGGAAACCUCGACACUUCAAAUUCCGCCGAAAUCCUGAACAUCAUUUCCGACCUGAACCACGAAAACGGCAUCACCGUCAUCGUAGUGACACACGAACCGGAUGUGGCCGCCAGAGCCGACCGCGUAAUCACCCUCAGCGACGGUCGCGUCAUCAGCGACGAAACCUAG